Molecule: messenger RNA, 693 nt
Organism: Rhizopus microsporus ATCC 52813
Lineage: Eukaryota; Fungi; Mucoromycota; Mucoromycetes; Mucorales; Rhizopodaceae
Exons: 8
Coding region: 1-693 (230 amino acids)
Molecular function (GO): aminoacyl-tRNA deacylase activity
Source: RefSeq, a predicted model, not a curated record
AUGCUUGUCAAGGACCUUGCUCAAGAUCAGCGAAAUUUACUUAGAGACUUACAAAAAGAUAUUAGCUCGCUGUAUGAGACUCUUUCUGAAGAAUAUGUAACACACUGGAAAGAAGAAUGUCAAAGGGAGACAUCUAAGGAAUGCCCUAAAGUUGUUCAACACGUAAAAGAAUCAUUAAAGGCUUUAAAUAUUCUUGAUAAAUGUCAAAUUAUCCCUGUGGAGCAUGAUUAUUAUGACUGGGAGCUUCAACAAAGAGCGUUUAGAGUCAAUGCACCAUCCAAAGAGCACAUGUGUAAAAGUGUUAUUAUUGAGAACACUCGCUGUACACAUCAAGACAUAUCAGACCCUUUGUACUCUAGAUAUUACUCUGUUAUUACCCAAUAUGUUUCUCCUGUCAACACACAAAAGUUGUUAAAUUACUGUCGUAACUUGAAGAAUAAGGAAAUCAGUAAAAAGUAUUACAACUUCCGUCUUGCUGACCCGGAGGUGUCACUCAAGCUUACUGGCUUCGAAAAGGGUGGAGUGUCUCCUUAUGGAAUGAAGCAGCCUAUUCCUAUUAUCCUUGCUGAAUCCAUUACAAAGCUCAAGCCACCUGUUAUCUAUCUCGGCGCUGGUCAUAUCGAUUGGAAGCUAGCUAUCCCUAUUGAUACAUUCAUAGAAACAACUGGUUGCUUUAUUGCUGAUUUGGAUUAA